AUGGCUGCUCGUCACUCCCAUCUUCUGUUCUUCACCUCCGUGCUGGCCCUGCUAGCCCCUCUUCUUGCUCUGCACAUUGAAAACCUGGAAAGAUUGAAAGCAAAUUUAGAUGAAAUCACUAAUCUCCAUUCAGAUGAGCCCCAUCCUGAUGGAGAUGGAGCGAACAUGCAGCAGAGCCGAGCCAGUAACCCUCAGCAGAUAGAGCACCGCAGUUGGCCCAAGGACUGCAGUGAGGUCUCUGCUGGCAGCCCCAGCGGCAUCUACGUCAUCCAGCCCACAGGACUGCACCCCAUCGUGGUGUACUGCGAAAUGAACGUGACGGACGGGGGCUGGACAGUCAUCCAGAGGAACCGGCAGAGCACGGAGAUCACCUGGGCCGAGUCCUGGAGCACCUACAAGUACGGCUUUGGGAACGUGCACACCGAGUACUGGCUGGGCACCGAGUACAUCCAUCAGAUCUCCAAGCAGAAGGUCUACCAGGUCAGGUUUGUCAUCUGGGAUGCCGCAAACAACAUCACGUUUGCAGACUACAACCUCUUCAGCCUGGAAGAUGAGUCCCACGGCUACCGGCUGAGGCUGGGAACGUACUCGGGGUUGGCAGGGGACGCCAUGACCUUAAACAGUGCUUCCAGUGUGCACGACAACAUGAAGUUCUCUGCCAAAGAUCUGGAUCAGGACACGUACAGCGGGAACUGCGCCUCCAGCUAUGGGGGCGGGUGGUGGUACUCGGCGUGUUAUUCUGUACGGCUGAACGUCAAGGGGGGCCUAACGUGGGGCAGCCUGUGCAACGGGAACUGCCAAGCUUCUGCCAUCCUCAUCAAACCAGCUUCCUACUGCUAG
This is a messenger RNA of Gavia stellata (red-throated loon), 840 nucleotides long. RefSeq names its product fibrinogen-like protein 1-like protein. Lineage: Eukaryota; Metazoa; Chordata; Aves; Gaviiformes; Gaviidae. The record is from RefSeq and is a predicted model, not a curated record. Bases 1 to 840 code for a protein of 279 amino acids. The transcript is spliced from 4 exons.